AUGGCACUUAUUUGCAUUGGCUCGGUUUGCUUUUCAUUAUUUCAUGUUGGUAUUCUAAUUUUAGUCAUUAUUAAUUUUUUUUAUUCACAUAUAAAGAAAGUAUUGCCUCAAUGUUUCAGUAAUGAUAAAAAAGAUCAAAUACAAAAUGUUCUACAACUAAAAAAGAAAAAUAAAGAAUAUGGAAAAAGUACAUAUAUAAAACUACCAGGAAAUUUGAAUAUACAAGACAUAUUUCAGUCUACCCAAUGUAUGUCUGUUGUUUUGAAAUUUGGGGCAACUUGGUGUAAACCCUGUGUUAGUAUUGAAGAAUAUUUUCGAAAACAAACAAAUUAUUAUGUUGCCACAUUAGUCUCUAUUGAUGUUGAUACACAUAAAGUAUUGAAAAAGGAACAUAAUGUUAAUGCCUUGCCAACAUUUGAUUUUUAUUUUUUUUUAAAUAAUGAAUGGAUAUUAGCAGAAAGGAUUGAAGGAGCAAAUGAAAAGGAACUUGAAAAGGCCUUUCAAGCAUAUACUCUAUCAAAAUUAGAUUAA
Plasmodium vinckei vinckei is the source of this 531-nucleotide messenger RNA. RefSeq names its product thioredoxin 3, putative. The record is from RefSeq and is a predicted model, not a curated record. The transcript is spliced from 5 exons. The coding region runs from base 1 to 531 and encodes 176 amino acids. NCBI's taxonomy places the organism in Eukaryota, Apicomplexa, Aconoidasida, Haemosporida, Plasmodiidae.